Messenger RNA from Lotus japonicus, 1928 nucleotides. Its product is annotated as beta-fructofuranosidase, cell wall isozyme-like. The record is from RefSeq and is a predicted model, not a curated record. Bases 25 to 1743 code for a protein of 572 amino acids. NCBI's taxonomy places the organism in Eukaryota, Viridiplantae, Streptophyta, Magnoliopsida, Fabales, Fabaceae. Gene Ontology annotation, biological process: carbohydrate metabolic process. Gene Ontology annotation, molecular function: hydrolase activity, hydrolyzing O-glycosyl compounds. The transcript has 7 exons.
CACCUCAUUCUCUUAAACUCCACCAUGACUAUCUCUUCAAUUUUCUUGGUAGCUCUAUUCUCUCUCAUUUAUGGCAAUGCUGUUCUUCCUAUUGAAGCUACCCACCAUGUUUAUAAUCUUCAGAGUUUAUCUACUUAUUCCUCUAAACAACCUUAUAGAACUGCUUAUCACUUUCAACCUCUCAAGAAUUGGAUAAAUGACCCAAAUGGACCAUUGUGGUAUGGAGGACUAUACCAUAUGUUUUAUCAAUACAAUCCUAAAGGAGCAGUUUGGGGAAAUAUUGUCUGGGCCCACUCUGUAUCAGAGGAUCUUGUGAAUUGGAGGCCAUUAGAUCAUGCCAUCUCCCCUUCUCAGCCAGCAGAUAUCAAUGGAUGUUGGUCAGGUUCAGCAACAAUUCUUCCUGGAGGCAAACCAGCCAUGUUAUACACAGGAAUUGACCCCAACAAACACCAAGUUCAAAACUUAGCCAUCCCCAAAAACAUGUCUGACCCAUUACUUAGGGAAUGGGUUAAGUCACCAAAAAAUCCCUUAAUGGCACCUACCAUUGCUAACAAGAUAAAUUCAAGCUCAUUUAGAGACCCUACCACUGCUUGGCUAGGAAAAGAUGGGUACUGGAGGGUGCUGAUUGGAAGCAAAACUAACACAAGGGGUGAGGCAAUUAUGUACAAGAGCAAAAACUUUGUUAAUUGGGUUCAAGCCAAAUACCCUCUUCAUUCAGCUGAAGGCACUGGAAUGUGGGAGUGCCCUGAUUUCUAUCCAGUGCUGAAUAAGAUCCCAUUUGCCUUUGGUCUUGAUACUUCUGUGAAUGGUAAUGAUGUUAGACAUGUGCUCAAGGUUAGUUUGGAUGAUACAAAACAUGAUCACUAUUUGAUUGGGAGUUAUGACACUGCCAAGGAUAACUUCAUUCCUGAUAAGGGGUUUGAGGAUAACAAAUCUGUCUUGAGAUAUGAUUAUGGGAAAUACUAUGCCUCAAAAACUUUUUUUGAUGAUGGAAAGAACAGAAGGAUCUUGUUGGGUUGGGUUAAUGAAUCCUCAAGUGUUGCAGAUGAUAUCAAGAAAGGAUGGUCUGGAAUCCACACUAUUCCAAGGGCUAUCUGGCUUCAUAAAUCAGGAAAACAGUUGGUGCAAUGGCCGGUUGUGGAAAUUGAGAAACUACGUAUGAACCCAGUCUAUUGGCCAGCCAAAAAGGUCAAGGGAGGUGAACUGCUUCAAGUUGCUGGUGUUAAUGCAGUACAGUCUGAUGUUGAAAUUUCAUUUGAAGUAAAUGAGAUUGGGAAGGCCGAAGUAUUGGACCAUUGGAUUGAUCCCCAAAUUCUGUGUAGUAGAAAGGGUGCAGCCGUAAAAGGAGCUGUGGGACCAUUUGGUCUGCUGGUGUUUGCUUCACAAGGCUUGAAAGAAUACACAGCAGUGUUUUUCAGAAUAUUCAAAUACCAACAUCAAAAUUUGGUUCUCAUGUGUAGUGACCAAAGCAGGUCUUCUUUGAAUAAAGAUAACGAUAUGACCACUUAUGGAACUUUUCUAGAUGUUGACCCGCUUCAUGAGAAGUUGUCACUAAGAACUUUGAUUGAUCACUCAGUAGUAGAGAGUUUUGGUGGAGAAGGAAAGGCAUGCAUCACAGCCAGAGUUUACCCCACAUUAGCAAUCAAUGAUAAGGCAAAGCUAUAUGCAUUCAAUUAUGGAACUACCGCUGUGAAGAUCACAAGAUUGAGUGCUUGGAGCAUGAAGAAAGCAAAAGACAACUGAAACGAAUCAAAACAAUAAAGACCAGAAGAAGAAAUUGAUUUAGUGUUCAUGAUAAUAAAUGUUUAUGUUCUUUUAUUGGUGCCUCAUAUUUCAUUAUUGUACUAUUAAAACAGGUUUUGUGUGUUAUUCAUCUCAUACAAUGUAAUGUAUGAUAAGAAAUAGAAGAAAAUUAUUUUUGUCCACAA